This is a messenger RNA of Pecten maximus, 6344 nucleotides long. Its product is annotated as ras-related protein M-Ras-like. Gene Ontology annotation, biological process: signal transduction; nucleocytoplasmic transport. Gene Ontology annotation, molecular function: GDP binding; GTPase activity; GTP binding. NCBI's taxonomy places the organism in Eukaryota, Metazoa, Mollusca, Bivalvia, Pectinida, Pectinidae. The transcript has 4 exons. The record is from RefSeq and is a predicted model, not a curated record. Bases 943 to 1536 code for a protein of 197 amino acids. Gene Ontology annotation, cellular component: plasma membrane.
GUGAAAUAUUCAAAUCUUUUGCAUAAAACUGUCAACAAUCUGGUCGUUGGGAACAUGUGGCGAUGUCCCAUGGGUGGCCUGGGUAACUGUAAUCGUGAUCGGUGUGCAGGAGGCAUAUACGACUGUCAAACUUUGAUAAACAGCUUAGGCCAAAACUAAAGUCACGUUUUCUCCGCGUGGCAUUUAAAUAGCAGUCCAUAUUGAUUCUGUAUUGCAUGAUUGCUCUAACAGAUUUCUCAGAUAUUUUUUGACAGCAUAGGCCUUUUACGUCAUAGACCGAUAGACCGUGCGAUUUCACGCAAGAAAGUAAACAAACGUUGAUUGCGAAAGGGCACCUGUUGGCCAAUCACAGACGAUAUUCCUCGCCGAUUGGGAAAUUAGCCAAUCAAAUGUGUCGUUAAAAAUAGCUUUGAUAUUAUACAGCCCAGCCAUAUUGGCUGUGUACUACGAAAUCUCUACGAGUUGACUGACAGUCCUGACAUUAAGGUGUAGUAAUGUAGAUUUAUUUGGUGUCAAUCGGCUGUCGGUAGAGAAAGUCAUCUUAAACAAACAGUAUGUUGACAGACCUCAAGUGGAUGCCAAGUACUAAAAUCGUUUAGAUACGCUAAAUUCACCAACGGUAGUUUGUGUUUACCAUUUCGGUUCUACCACGAGGUCUACGAUAGGUAAGACUCCGGGGUUUUUACCUGUAUCACUGAGCGCUCUUAAAAGUAAUAGCGUACCUGCGUUGCAACGAAAUUGUGUCAUUUGCUCUUCAGGGCAGCACUUCGCUCCAGAGGACCUACUUCCUCCUGUUAAAGCUAUCAUAUCCGAGAGGAAAUCCCUAAUUGUGCAACGAGAGAAGAAUCGUACCAAGACAUUUAGUGAAUUCAAAGGAUAUCAUUUGUCUCAUUUCUGUUAUUAUAGUAAGUGUGCUUGAGGAAAAAGGAACAUUUUGUCACGAUGUCCAAGGGAUUACACGGCGAUAACGCUAAAACUUACAAACUCGUGGUCGUGGGUGAUGGUGGUGUGGGCAAGUCGGCAUUAACUAUCCAAUUCUUCCAGAAAAUGUUCGUCGAGGAUUAUGACCCUACGAUUGAAGAUUCCUACAUACAGAAUGCAGAUAUUGACGGGAAAUGGUGUAUAUUGGAUGUACUUGACACAGCGGGUCAGGAGGAGUUCAGUGCUAUGAGAGAACAGUACAUGAGAAAGGGCGACGGUUUUCUACUUGUCUACUCCGUCACUGAUCGCCAGAGCUAUGAAAACAUCGAGAACUUCUACUCACAGAUUCUUCGUGUCAAGGACAGAGAUAACUAUCCCAUGGUACUGGUAGCUAACAAAGUGGAUUUGGUGGCUCUACGAAAGGUGUCCGACGAACAGGGCAACAACUUGGCUCGACACCUUAGGUUACAAUACAUAGAAACUAGUGCCAAAGAUCCACCACUGAACGUCGAUAAGGCUUUCCAUGAACUUGUCCGUGUGAUACGCAGCCAGCCUCAGGACCCAAAGAGGGAACGCCGACACACAGGGAAAAAAAGGAGAUGUACUAUACUGUGAUAGCACCCUCUUUGUUACAUUGUUUUGUUAUAUAGCAAGUUGUUAAGGCCUGGUAAACUUAUUGUUGGCACAAGAACAAAUUCUUGGUGUACUGUAUGAUGGAUUUUAAAUGAAAUUGUUUAAGAAAUAGUUUAUGUAUUCAACAAUGGCUGUUGAUUGUAAUGAAAUAAUUAUGAUAGAUUUUAAUGGAUGAAUCUAAAGAGAUAUCUUUUACUGGUUGUGUUAACAGUGUUUUAUUAUGCUUUUACCAGGUUUUAAAAUCUUUUAUAGUCUACUUGUCAUUCAAGAGUUCUUUCCCUUCUCUCAUGUGAGGGAUCACUCUAUAUUUUACAAAAAUCCCACCAAAAACAUACAACAGAUAUAAAAUUUUGAUAUUAAAAUUACAAAACAGAUUCUGUGGUAUUAAAUCUGUUUUAUAAAAUAUUGAUAAGGACUGGAUCAUAUUGUAUGUCAGUAAAGUUGUUUUGGGCAAAUAAAUCAUUUGAAAUUUUCUUUAUAGUGUAGAGGUGUGGUUGAAUCAAUAUUUACUAAAAAGUUGUGUGAUCAGAAUAAUAUAUUGUAUAAUUGCUGAUAAGAAACAGUUUUGUAAAAAAAAAAUUGUGUAAUCAUGUGCAAUAGGUAAUAGAUUAAUUAUCCGUAGCAAUUUGGAGUUCAUAUAAAGUAAAUGAUAAAAUUAAAAUCUCAGGGGCCAGACACGUUCAUAUGACCCUGAAUGAAAUUUAAUAUCAGGGUCUGACCCCCAGAUCAUUGACGAAGUUCCUGCCCUUGUCUGAGAAUCAGACCCUGGGGUUUAAUAUUUUACACUGAAUCAUAGGAACAUGUCAAACCCCUGUGAUUUACAGUUAACAAAUCACACUGCUUUCAAUUUUAACAGCAGAAUAAAUGUCCUUGAUUGAUUACUUAGAAAUUUAUCAUAGAAUGAAUAUGUCCUUUAUGCCAGGAUAUCUAAAAUAGCACUUUAUUAUCUUAAUCUGUUGUCAAAACUGCUGUAUCAGAAAAAUCAUGUAUGAAAUAUGACAGAAGCCUCUGUAUAAAUUUAUCAUUUUGAUGAAUAUUUCAAUGUUAUACAAAGUGACCUUUAGGUUCAAAUAUUUAACUCGGAAGUUUUCUUAAAAUUAGGUUUUCACCGUUUCACAUCUUAUAUCAUUAUGUUAUUAUAUAUGUAACUUAUUUGAUAAAUAUUUAUAUUUUUAUCCAUCUUUAUUUGGUCACUUUUAUGGAUAUGAAUUGUUUUAAUGAAUAAAAAAAAUCUAAAAUCAUGGUAUCUGUCACUGCUAAAAACUUAAGGAACAGUUUCUUAUGUACAUUCACAUUCCAAACUUUAGUAGCAGGUUAAUUUUUUCUUUCAAUAUAAAUAUUGUAUUAUUACCAUAUUUAUUCUGUAAUAAACCCAGACACAGCUUAGGACAAAAGGAAGGGUCUAGCUCAUCAGAACCAGGGAUUAUCAGACUAAUUCAGUAACAGAACAAAGAUAUACAAUCUAAUUAAAAUUAGACUUGUAAUUUCCAUUCCUCUACAAUAAUCUACGAUACAAUACUUGUAUUGCAGUGUAUUGUAGAUGAGUGGUAAUUACAAGUCUAAUUUUAAUUAGAUUGAAAGAAAUACUACCACCAAUUUGUUUGGUAUUUUACUAAAACCUAAAGACAAAGAAUGGGCUUAUUACAGUAUAGAUAUGGUACAAGGUAGUCCAAACUUUUGUGAUACUAGAUGUAUGCUUUUUAAUUUGCUUUUUCAAGAAAAAUGGCCAAGAGAAUUUUAUUAUGUAAUUGUAUAUUUGAAAUAUCAUCAUGCUUUGAAAACAAACCAAUGAUUGGUGACAUUUCUGAGUAUUGUUAUGAGAUUGUCAUUGUCAUCCUUUUUAUUCUUUAAAUAUAUUACCAUUUUUCUCCUGUGGAGAUAACAAAUUAUCCUCCUUAUUAAAUUAAAAAAGAAACCAGUUUUAAAUUAAAUGUUUAAAACGGUAAUGGGUAAAAAAUGAUUAUGUAGUUAGUUUGUUAAAUAUUUAAAAUUUUAUGAUUUAACUACAGUGUGUAAUACAAUGUAUAUGAUACUUAAAGAUUAUUGUAUUAAAAACAUUGUAUUUCUGUUCUGAAACAAUAGUUUCAUGUUUCAAAAAUAUAUAUAAAUCAAGCUCCAGAAAAAAAAGGCCAAUCUCAAAUAGUCCUCCAAACCACCGAUACAUUUAUAUAUUGGAAAUGUUCUUUUAGUUUGAAUUUAAAAAAUAAAUGACUAAAACUUUAUUAUGAACCAUCAGAGAAAUGUUCAUAUCAAUUUCAUAUUAAAAUGUAUAACUGAAAUUUGUGUCAUUUAAUUGGAAAAUCCCAUUGCUGUACAUAUUUUUGUAUCGUGACUGAUAGGAUUAUGUAUGGUUUGGGUCAAAUUUGGACCCCAGUUUUAAAUUGAGUUUGGACCCCGGUUUCAAAUUGAUUGGAUUUUUUCAGUUACACAGUGUUGAUAAUUAAAGGAGAACAUGGAUUGAUUUUGUUAAAUAAGUGAUAUUGUUUUGAAGGAGUAUUACUUAAUAAGUUAUUAAUGAAGACAUGAACAAGAGAAGAUAGUGCUGAUAGACGGGUAGACUGUAUAUUGUUGAUCUCAUAUUUGUUGUGUACCCUAUAUGUUCAUGUAAUUCAGAAACCUGAAGGUUACAUUAAGGUUCCUGUGUAUAUGUAAAAUUCUCCAUAUAACACGAAAUCUCGGCAUCUGUUGAUAAAAAGUCCAGUAUCUUAUAUGGGUGGAUAUGAUAUGGAAACAAAUUUAAUUUGAUACGUCACAAGCAUUUAGGUGACACAUUGAAUUAUUGUAAAGUUUAACAAAUUCCGUAUAUCAUAACCACGAAUGUAAGAUUCUGUUUAUCAUAACCACGAAUGUAAGAUUCUGUUUAUCACAGAACUCGUAUUAAUGAGAAAAUAAGCAAAAAGUCUGAAAUUCAUUUCCAAAUUUUGACUUGAAGGUAGAUUUUUCUUCGCCAGAACAGUUAUGUGAUGUUAUCCCAUCGUCAUGUAUUGAUAAUGUCAGAAUGGUGAUAUUCCGUGUGUCGUACAAUAUUUACGAUUAAUUAACUAAAGAGGUAGAGCCAACAUCAGUUCUGAGUGUAUUGGGUAAAUCAGUGGGGUGAUGUGCGUUGGGUAUGGAAAGAUACGCAGGGCCACGAAAUGAAAUAUAAAAAUUAUUCCAAAUGGUUUCAAUCACAACAUACCCAAGUAUCGCCAGUAAUUUGGUAAUUUAUUGGCCCACUAGUCUUGCCACUUACUGCUACUACUGGUGAGGCUUGGGUAUGUGGUGAUUAAAACCACUUGGAUUAAUUACAAUAUUUAGAAUAAAUGGUUGUAAUGUCUUCAUCCCGAACAACACAAAUGGGUUAGUGUAAUGUAUACCUAAUAAAAGGCCUACGAGUCCUGUAAGACUGUUAACUGGAAAAAUAUUACUAAAUAUGCCCAGGUUUGUUUAAUGAGGCCGAGAUUGUACAUAACGAGAUUCCGUGUUAUACAUCAAUACAAAAAUGUGUGUUAUCAUAAAAUGAUUAUGAAACUACAUGUCAUGAAAAGAUCAUUGUUUAAAAUUCAUCAUUGUGAGUAUACAGUUAAUUCAUUGUUACAUGUUGUAUCAAAUAUUGUUAUAUAUUGUUGAAAUUUUAAUGAUUGUUUCAUUUAUUGAAAAAAGAUUUAAUGAUAUGGCCGACUUAUAUUUGGUAGUUUUGCAGCCAUUUAAAGUAAGUCAGUGUUUAUAUUGUAUAUACCGGUAUGUGACAAGUAGUCAUUUCUAGUGUUGUCAGGCUGAACAUAUAUAUCGUUCUCCGAGUUCUUCUCAGAUUCUAUAUAUCAGAUUUAAAAUUUGUAAGGUAACAUGUUUAAAGUAACAUUUUUAAGGUAACAUGUUGCAAAAAAAUAUAUACAAGUUAUCUUCCUUACUUAAAGAGAACCAACUAGUCUUAUUUUCUUCUCUUUUUUUUUCUCUUAUUUUUUUUACGUUCAAUUUUUUUCUGCAAUUGAUUAAAUCCAUCUCUUAUAUUCAAUAAAUAUGUAAACACUGGUUUAUGAAUAUGACGUCUCAACCAUGGAAUAAAUAAAAGUUUUGUAAUUAAACUUGAAAAUACGACAGCAGAUGUAGACUGAAUUAAAGCCAUUUAAACCCACAUGGUCCAUAAAAACCCACAUCCGCCCCGAGACAUGUCCAUAAAAAAACGUUGUUUCAUAUAUAUACUGUGCUGGGGUUUUAUGUUGAUUCCCAGUGAUAAGAGGAGACAACAUUUUGUGUUAAAUCUCAUCAAUACCCAGGUCCCCCAACGUACCGUCUGUUACAGACCAAUUUACAUUGAGCUCACGAUUGAUUUUAAAUGAUUAUUUUAUUUGUAUUUUUUCUGAAUCGUAGAUUUGUAUGUUGCUUUUACAUCCCUUUAUGUCCGUGUAUCAUUAUUUAUUCCAUGUCCAUUCCGAACGGUUUUAGUUCCAGGCUUUUAUAUUCUUUAUUCUAAUGAUGCUCAUUGUUUGUGUAGAUUGAUUGUGAGUCAUUGCGAAUAAAUCCUUGUUAUGGAAGGGAAACUGUUUGCAGAUAACUAACAUGUGCUGGGCAGUGUUAAUAUGAUAACAAAACAUGUAUAUAUGAGGUUCCUGGAAAAAACAACAGCUCAAAUGUGGGCAUUAAAUUUUUUAUGUUUCAUUAAUUAAUUGCAAAACCAUCUUUCCUAAUGCCAACCCAUAUUAACAAAAUUCAAUAAUACACAACAGAAAAAAAAAACACGGUGUGCCUCCCAUCUUUAAGUUCCCUCUGGCCUUACAAGGCCCAUUAAGACUUUUUGAUCAACAAAUGUC